Messenger RNA from Octopus sinensis (East Asian common octopus), 1386 nucleotides. RefSeq lists its product as uncharacterized. The record is from RefSeq and is a predicted model, not a curated record. The transcript has a single exon. Bases 1 to 1386 code for a protein of 461 amino acids. NCBI's taxonomy places the organism in Eukaryota, Metazoa, Mollusca, Cephalopoda, Octopoda, Octopodidae.
AUGGGAAAUGACGACCAGAGAAAAAAUGAGGCAUACACAACAAUAAGAAUACAAAAGAAGUCUGGCAAGAAACGAAUAAACAUUGACUUAAGGCUGAAGAUUGACACUGGAGCCCAGAGUGAUAUCUUACCUGUCAACCUCUACAAAAAGAUGUUCCCAGAACACAUGACAGAAGGGGAUAAAGUCAAAGAAGGAAUCCUCACACCAAGUGAUGUAAUCCUCACUGCGUACAGAGGUACCAGGAUUCCACAACUGGGUAAAACAACUAUCACAGGGACACACAAAGGAAAAACAAUCAAGUGUUCUUUUUAUGUCACAAUUCUUGGACUAAAUACCUGCAAAAAGCUAAAUAUUGUGUCAAUCAAUGCUGAAGUGAAAGCAGCUCCAAGCAGGAUUGACAGAGAUAUGCCUAUCAAAGACCGACCACCAAUCACAAACAAAGAAGAACUGAUAAGCAUGUACCCUGAAUGCUUUGACGAUACAGUCGGGUGCUUUGUGAAAUGUCGAUAUCAUAUAACAGUCGACCCCAAUAUCAAACCAAUUGUUCACCCACCUCGCCGCGUCCCUCUAGAACUAAAAGAGAAGCUGGAGACAGAGUUGGACAGAAUGGAAAAAAAAGAAAUAUUCACCAAAGUGACACGACCAACAGACUGGGUGAAUUCAAUUGUAAUCAAGGAAAAACCCAAUGGUACCCUACGGAUAUGCCUCGACCCAAGGGACCUGAACAAGGCAUUAAAAAGAGAGUACCAUCCAAUUCCAACCCUUGAAGAAAUCACACCAUCAUUGGCUGGAUCCAAAUUAUUCAGCAAACUGGAUGCCAGUAAGGGGUACUGGAAUAUAAAGAUAGACAAAGAGUCAUCCAUGCUCACUACCUUCAACACACCAUUUGGCAGAUAUCGGUUCAACCGACUCCCAUUUGGAUUAAAGGUGAGCCAAGAUGUUUUCCAGCGCCAAAUAGAUGAAACCUACCAAGGCUGCAAGGGAGCAAUUGGAAUAGCAGAUGACAUCCAAGUGCAUAGCAAGGAUGAAACCACACAUGACUUCAAUUUACAUGAAGCUAUGGAGAAAACCCGACAAGCAGGCAUCAAACUCAAUGCAGACAAGUGUAUAAUAAAAGCAAAGGAGUGCAAAUUCUUUGGAAUUAUAUACUCUGCAGGGGGAGUUAAACCAGACCCCGCUAAAGUGGAAGCCAUCAGAGACAUUAAAGAUCCUAAAGACAGGAAGGAACUCAGGAGCUUCCUGGGACUCAUCCACUACAUGGGAGCCUUCAUACCCAAGCUGGCCGAUCACACUGCAAAUCUCCGAGAACUAAACAAAGAUGACGUAGAGUUUGAUUGGUGUGCUUUACACACAGGAUUUCAAAACAAUCAAAAAAUUCAUCAGUAA